This is a messenger RNA of Sphenostylis stenocarpa, 528 nucleotides long. The record is from the annotation of a GenBank genome assembly. NCBI's taxonomy places the organism in Eukaryota, Viridiplantae, Streptophyta, Magnoliopsida, Fabales, Fabaceae.
AUGUGUGGUGAAAUUCCCGUACAACCCUUGACUUUUGUGCUAUUCCCAAACCAUCCGUCACGCGCUUGCGCUGUCGACACCACGAAACGUCGCAGUCGCUAUCACAAACGCUGUGAUAACCACUACAUUUGCGCCACGUGUCUCUGGAAACCCCUUCGAAUGUCAGAACUUUCCUCCUUCGCCACGUGGUUUUCUCCGCCACUGACUCCGGCUCUCCAACGUAAAGCCUUGCCCCUUUUCAUGGGUCUGGCAUUUCAUAUUCUUGUUUUGAUCAUCUCUGUUUGUUUGGAUCGUUAUUGGCCGGAGUUUAGCAUUGUUGUGACUUUGAUAUUUUGUUUGCAAUAUGUUUUGAAAAUCGAGGGAAGGGGUAUAAACUACUGCCGGGAAGUGAAUAGUUUUGCUAUUGUUCUGCAACAGAACAGGCUUUCAGUUUGGAGUUGGUGUAGUAUAGAAUUUGGUCUAAGAUUCAAGUCAUCUGUUAAGGAAUGGGAAGAUGUAAGUGAUGCCAUGUAUGACAAGUUCGAUUAA